Molecule: messenger RNA, 3201 nt
Organism: Oryzias latipes (Japanese medaka)
Lineage: Eukaryota; Metazoa; Chordata; Actinopteri; Beloniformes; Adrianichthyidae
Gene: hspa4a
Product: heat shock protein 4a
Biological process (GO): protein folding
Cellular component (GO): cytosol; nucleus
Molecular function (GO): ATP binding; ATP-dependent protein folding chaperone
Source: RefSeq, a predicted model, not a curated record
ACACCGGCACCAGACACCAGUGAAGCAUUGGAGACAACCUUAAAGUUGAAAGACAAGCGAAUCGUAAAAGAUGUCAGUGGUGGGAUUUGACUUGGGAUAUCAAAGCUGCUAUGUUGCUGUUGCACGAGCUGGAGGAAUUGAAACAGUCGCUAACGAGUACAGUGACAGAUGUACACCGUCAUUUGUAUCAUUUGGGCCACGAAAUAGAUCUAUUGGAGCUUCUGCAAAAAGUCAGGCAGUGACCAACUAUAAAAACACAGUUCAGGGCUUCAAGCGCUUCCAUGGCAGGGCCUUCUCAGACCCCUACGUUCAGUCAGCCAAGUCCAACUUGGUAUAUGACGUGGCGCAGAUGCCCUCUGGAUCCACUGGUUUAAAAGUGAUGUACAUGGAGGAAGAGAAGGUUUACGGCGUUGAGCAGGUGACGGCUAUGCUGCUCACCAAACUGAAGGAGACUGCAGAGAGCGCGCUGAAGAAGCAGGUCAUUGACUGUGUCAUCUCUGUCCCCAGCUAUUUUACCGACGCAGAGAGGAGGUCUGUGAUGGACGCCGCUCAGAUUGCCGGCCUGAACUGUCUACGACUGAUGAACGACACGACCGCAGUGACUCUGGCUUACGGGAUCUACAAGCAGGACCUGCCAGCUCCAGAGGAGAAGCCCAGGACAGUGGUGUUUGUGGAUUUGGGCCACUCCGGUUACCAGGUGUCAGUUUGUGCCUUCAACAAAGGAAAGCUCAAAAUCCUGGCGACGGCGUUUGAUUCUGACCUGGGCGGGAAAGACUUUGACGACAUCCUGGCGAACCACUUCUGUGAAGAGUUUGCAAAGAAGUACAAGCUGGAUGUGAGGUCCAAGCCUCGGGCGUUGGUGCGUCUCUACCAAGAGUGUGAGAAGCUGAAGAAGCUGAUGAGUGCCAACUCCUCCGAUCUGCCCCUCAACAUCGAAUGCUUCAUGAACGACAUCGACGUUUCCAGCAAACUGAACAGAGGUCAGUUUGAGGAGAUGUGUGCCGGACUGUUGGCCAAAGUUGAGGGUCCUCUGCGCAGCGUCAUGGAGCAAACCAAGUUAAAAAAGGAAGACAUCUAUGCUGUUGAGAUAGUGGGAGGGGCUUCUAGGAUCCCUGCCAUCAAAGAGCGAAUCGGUAAAUUCUUUGGCAAAGAGCUGAGCACCACCCUAAACGCAGACGAGGCCGUGGCCAGGGGCUGUGCCCUGCAGUGCGCGAUAUUGUCACCAGCUUUCAAAGUAAGAGAGUUCUCUAUCACAGACGUCGUGCCAUUCUCCAUUUCCCUAAAGUGGAAUUCAGCGGCCGAUGACGGCCUGAGCGAUUGUGAGGUCUUCCCAAAGAACCACGCAGCUCCGUUCUCAAAGGUGCUGACCUUCUACCGCAGCGAGCCCUUCACCCUCGAGGCUUAUUACAACAAUGCCAAAGAGUUACCCUGCCCAGAUACUAAUAUAGGCCAGUUUUUGAUCCAAAAUGUGGUCCCGCAGGCGACAGGCGAGAGCGCCAAGGUGAAGGUGAAGGUGCGCGUCAACAUUCACGGCGUUUUUAGCGUGUCGAGCGCAUCACUGGUUGAGGUCGUGAAAGCGGUCGAAGGGGAGGAGCCGAUGGAAACGGACCAAAUAGUGAAAGAAGAUGAGAGCAAAAUCCAAGAGGACCAGGAGGAUCAGAAACUCCAGACUGGAGACAAGAAAACAGAAGUCGAGGAAAUGGAGACAUCGACUGAAGAUGGCAAACAGGAGAAGAAGAACGACCAGCCCCCUCAGGCCAAGAAGGCCAAAGUGAAAACGAAGACGGUGGAUCUGCCCAUCCAGAGCAAAGUGCAAUGGCAGCUCUCCAGUCAGGAGCUGAACACUUUUCUGGAGAAUGAGGGAAAGAUGAUCAUGCAGGACAAACUUGAGAAGGAAAGGAACGACGCAAAGAAUAAUGUUGAAGAGUAUGUUUACGAGAUGAGGGACAAGCUGCACGGAGUCCUGGAGAAGUUUGUGAAUGAAGCUGAGCGAGACGCCUUCUCAUUAAAGCUUGAGGACACAGAGAACUGGCUGUAUGAAGAAGGAGAGGACCAGCAGAAGCAAGUUUACAUCGACAAACUUGCUGAACUGAAGAAAAUUGGUCAGCCCAUUUACAGCCGAUACAUGGAGGCUGAGGAGAGGCCGAAAGCGUUUGAGGAGCUGGGCAGACGGAUCCAGAUGUACAUGAAGAUUGUUGAAGCCUACAAAGCUAAGGAGGAGCAGUAUGAUCACCUGGAUGAGAUGGAGGUGACCCAGGUGGAUAAGCAGGUCAGCGAAGCCAUGAUCUGGAUGAACAGCAAACUGAACCAGCAGAAGAGUCACGACCUGGCGUUGGACCCAGUGGUCAAAGUUGGAGAGAUUCAGGCGAAAGCGAAGGAGCUUUAUUCCUCCUGCAAUCCUGUGGUGUCAAAACCCAAGCCCAAGGUGGAGCCUCCAAAAGAAGAGAAGACCGAGAACGGGCCGGUGAACGGGCUGAGCCCCGAGACGGCAGAGACGGAACCGAGCAGCCCGACCAAAGCGACACCAGCUGGCUCAAAACAGGAAACGACAGAAAGCAAGCUCCCAGAAAUGGACAUUGACUAACUCUGGCUGCUGCCAACAGCUGUAGUUCCUCUGAGGUCACCUUUGAUGACAGUGUAGCAGACAGCAGCGUCCUCAUUCUGCUCAUCAGUCAGCCUCCACACCACGAGGUUUUUUAACCUUUGAAUACAAAACAAUUCAUAAUAAAUAUAAACGAUCGGAAAAAGGACGACACAACCAUCUGUUUUGAAUGAAGCUCCUUCCUCCGUGUUGCUUUGAUGCUGUUCUUUUCCAGAGAUUGUUGCACAUUGAGUCUUAGAAUGUUUCUGCAGUUCAGAGUUCAACACUUCCAGAAGUAUGUAAAAUAUUCUGUAUCUGAAUGAGAAAUAAGGCAGGGGUUGUUUUCAGUUCUGAAUGUUAUUAAGAAAACCUUUUUGUUCUGUAUAUUGAAGUUAGAAGCUACAUGUUACUGUCAUGCAGUAUUUUAUUUUAUUGUUUUUCUCUUCCAAAAAACAUUUGUCUGCAGUUUUGGUGGAUUAUUUUUUUUUUUUUUUUUUUUUCUACUGGGGUGAGUGCUGGUCCAACUAAUAACCUUUUGGGUGCAUCUGGUGUUGUUGCAGCAUCAACGGCAAAAAAACCAAACUUUACUCAAAGAACGAAAUAAACUGACUUUACUUUGA